Molecule: messenger RNA, 1814 nt
Organism: Solanum dulcamara
Lineage: Eukaryota; Viridiplantae; Streptophyta; Magnoliopsida; Solanales; Solanaceae
Product: tyrosine aminotransferase-like
Exons: 7
Coding region: 106-1389 (427 amino acids)
Biological process (GO): biosynthetic process; amino acid metabolic process
Molecular function (GO): pyridoxal phosphate binding; transaminase activity
Source: RefSeq, a predicted model, not a curated record
CAGCAAUAUGAUUAUCCAAUAGCAGUGAAACAAAAAUCAAUGGCUCAAAGUUGGUAGUGGAAAAGCCAGAGACGAAUAUCUUGAGCGCAAAAUCAUAGAGAUAUUAUGAUAAGAAUGGAUGAUAAAGAAAUCUGUUCAAAAUUGAGAUGGAAUUUUGAAGGAAAAGAAGAAGCAAAGAAAGCAUCAGCUUGCACUAUAAGAAGUUAUCUCAACACCUUAAAUGAAAACAUCAACAAAAAUGAUACUACUACAAAAAAAAGUGUAAUCCCUCUUAGCCAUGGAGAUCCCAGUGGAUUUCCUAGUUUUCAAACUAGUAAGGUAUUAGAGGAUGCUCUCCUUGAUGCACUUCAAUCUGGUAAAUACAAUGGCUAUCCCCAAAUACCUGUUGUUCUUCAGGCCACUAGGUCAAUUGCAGAAUAUCUGUCUCGUGACUAUCCAUACAAGUUGUCAGCAAAUGAUGUUCAUGUCACAGCUGGGGCAACACAAGCAAUAGAUGUCCUACUUACAGCUCUUGCUGUUCCUGGUGCUAAUAUUUUGCUUCCUAGACCCGGGUAUCCAACAUAUGAAGCAGUUGCCACAUAUAACUGUCUCGAAAUGAGGCACUAUGAUCUUCUCCCUGAGCAGGAGUGGGAGGUGGACAUUGAUGGGCUUGUAGCUCUAGCAGAUGAUAGAACUGUUGCCAUAGUUGUUAUAAACCCUGGUAAUCCAUGUGGGAAUGUGUACAAGCGAGAACAUUUGAAGAAGAUUGCAGAGGCUGCAAGGAAGGUUGGAAUGCUAGUAAUAUCAGAUGAAGCCUAUGGUCAUCUAGUGUUUGGUAGUAAUCCAUUUGUGCCAAUGGGCGUCUUUGGAGAAAUCGCACCUAUUCUGACAAUUGGCUCCAUAUCAAAGAGAUGGAUGGUUCCUGGUUGGCGAUUUGGCUGGAUCGUGAUGUGCGAUCCCAAUGGCAUCCUUCAAAAACAUGGGGUUGUGGAGUCUAUCAGGAACUACCUCAACAUCAGUGUUGUACCUCCUAUGCUCACUUUGGGUGCUAUUCCUCGUAUUCUUGUUGAAACACCUGAAGAAUUCUACUCAACUACCAUAAACCUACUGAGAAAAGCAGCAGAUAUUUGUUAUGCUGGUCUAAGGGAGAUUCCGUGCUUUACUCCAUACAAGUCACAAGGAUCCAUGUUUCUUAUGGCACAACUAAACAUAUCAUUUCUGGAAGGCAUCAACAAUGAUAUGGAAUACUGCACCAGGCUUGCUAAAGAGGAGUCUGUAGUUGUUCUACCCGGGGAAGCACUUGGAAUGAAGAAUUGGGUAAGAGUAACUUUUGCUGUGGAAAUUUCAGCUCUUGAGGUUGGCCUUAGCAGGAUCAAAGCCUUUUAUUUCAGAAAUGCCAAACAACAAUAAGCCUUUUUUAUCCGUCAACUUUGUCAAAAUAAUAAAAGUUGCAGGUGUUGCCAUGGGACUCGAUAAUUGGUUCCUCAUAACCGUUGCAGUUAAGCCAUCAUAGCUUGAAAAGAGUCUACAGAGAAUAAAAGCACUCUAUCAAAGGCUUGUUAUCGAGAAACAUAACAGACGAGUGAAAUGUGGUGAUCUGGAGGUGUUCAUUGAACCUCCUGGUCAAUCAUUGAAGGAAAUGUAAUAUAGUAGUAUCUCUGUGGUUUCGUCAGGUUGUCUUAGAUAAUAGUACAAUAUCAUCCCCAACUUCUCGGCUGGCAUAUGCUCUGUUACUGCUUGUAAGACUGUUUUGAAGUAGACUAAGUUCUUGUGAAAUGUAUGAAAUGUUCACCAUCUUCACUGUACAAUGUUAUUGAUCGCGUUCUUGAACUCUA